Messenger RNA from Dicentrarchus labrax (European seabass), 3306 nucleotides. RefSeq names its product N-acetyllactosaminide beta-1,3-N-acetylglucosaminyltransferase 3-like. Bases 329 to 1468 code for a protein of 379 amino acids. Lineage: Eukaryota; Metazoa; Chordata; Actinopteri; Moronidae. The record is from RefSeq and is a predicted model, not a curated record. The transcript is spliced from 2 exons. Gene Ontology annotation, molecular function: hexosyltransferase activity. Gene Ontology annotation, cellular component: membrane.
AACCAGCUGAUGAAAUGGUGACGUGAGGGGAUAAUGGCUGGGAUCCAGGCAGAGUGGAACUGAAGGUGGAGGCAGUGUGGCUGAUAAGAAGGAGCGGGCAGGUAGCUGAAGAGUAGGUGAUGAUCCUGAGGCACAGGAAAAAACAAGGGUAAGUAUGUCAACACGAAGAGAAAAAAGGAUCUUCAAUUUAACUAACUGGGCGAGAGAGUAGCUACCAAUCAUGCAGCGACAACGAUCUGCCGGAGAGUGGAUGAAGAACCAGGAUUGACAUACUGCCUGCCAGCCAGCCAUCUACCAGCUCUCCAUCUGCUGCUUCCAAGUUUCAAGGAUGAGAAACAUCAGAGCAAGAACCGUAUUGCUGGCAGGAGGUCUUAGUCUGUUGGUCCUCCAUCUCUGUAAAGAUUUUAUCGACCUCAAAACCACUAAGACCAUCUCUCACCUCCAUCUCAAUGUGAAAAGAAACAACCCUCAAAUAAGACAACACAUCAAAAACAACUCCCAUGUAUUCUCCUGGCAAAGAUGUCAACAAAAUAUGUCUAUUGCCAACAUCUCAGGCUUCAGCUCUCUUCCUGGUAGUAUUAAAGACUUUCUCUACCAUCGACACUGUCGCCAUUUCCCCAUGCUGCUUGACCUUCCUGACAAAUGUGGAGGAGCUGGUAAGUCAGCAGAUGUCUUCCUUUUACUGGUCAUUAAAAGCUCCCCUGGGAACUACGACCGUAGAGAGGUGCUGCGGAAAACCUGGGCCAAAGAGAGGUUACAUAACGGCAUGUUGAUCCAAAGGUUGUUCAUCUCAGGAACAACAAGUUCUGGAUUUGAGAAGAAGAGACUGAACAAGCUCCUUGAGGUGGAGCAACGCGAGUACAAUGACAUCCUCCAGUGGGACUUUAGUGACACAUUCUACAACCUCACCUUGAAGCAGAUACUCUUCCUAGAGUGGAUGGAAAGAAACUGCCCGAAUGCUCGCUUCCUGCUGAAUGGUGAUGAUGACGUCUUUGCCAACACAGACAACAUGGUCGAGUAUCUCCAAAGCCUUAAGGAUAACGAUGGAAGCAAGCACCUCUUUACCGGCCAUCUCAUCCAGAAUGUUGGGCCCAUUAGAUCAUCAGGGAGCAAGUAUUUUAUCCCAGUUCAGGUACAGGAGUCAGACUCAUAUCCCCCCUACUGUGGUGGUGGGGGCUUCCUGUUGUCCGGCUAUACUGCUUUGGUCAUAUACAAUAUGUCCCAGUCCAUAACCAUUCUUCCCAUUGACGAUGUUUACAUGGGGAUGUGUUUGGCCAAAGCAGGACUCGGUCCUACAUCCCACAUGGGUGUGAGGACGGCAGGACUGCACAUUCCCUCCAGCAGUGUAGAUGGAUACAACCCUUGCUACUAUAAAGAGGUUUUACUGGUACACAGAUUCCUUUCAGCUCACAUGUUUCUUAUGUGGCACAGAAUACACGACCCGAAUCUCAAAUGUGGAUCCUCCUAGAAAAGGCUUCAGCAGCAGCAGACUCUAACUUCCAGUUGGUGACAGGGCUUAUUGAUACUUUGCUUCCUGCUCCUGCUCUUUGCGGUUGUGAGUGAAAUAUUACCGUCUUCAUACUAUCAAUUCUACCGCUGUUCAUCCGCCCAAUGGAACUUUUUAUAUUCUUAAAGUCAUCAAUGUGGACCAGCAGCCAGUCAAAUGGGCACAGAAGGGGUGGGGGGUGAUAGAGCUUUUUUCUCCUUAUACUCUAUGGAUGAGUAGCUUUCACUGGAAUGAAGGGGCUGCUAGGUUUUUUUUCCCCCCUUAUUUAUUGUUUUGUCGACUUAAAAUGAGGUUGCAAAACUUUGUAUCAGGCUUCAAAACUAAGCUAAAUCAGAGCAGAGUAGUCAGUACAGACCAAUUUAUAAUUUUAAUACUGACACUAAACAGUGAUUGUCCAUAGCUUUGCAACCAUAAGCACAACAAGCUUUGGAUUUCUCCAUGUGUUGAACCAGUGGGUAGGUAGGAUUCUAAGAGCAUUACUCAAAUGUUUUUUUUUCUUGUUUUUUUUUUUUGCCUUUCCAGAGCUGUGAAUACAGUACAAGUGUGAGAAAUUGAUUAAAAAGCGCAUUUUCUGUUCUACUGUAAGCUACAAACAUGCAUGUCCAGGCAGCUGAUUUGAUUACUAACUGCAGAAGUCAUUUAACCCAGCAUUACUUCUGUAGGGUUACAACAUAGGUCAAGUGCAAAUAAGAACCUUCUUUCAGGGUUCUCACUGUAAAACACGUUAGUUGAAAACAUUUAAAAGUCAGCAGGUGGCAGGGUUUGUACUACAUUACUAAGAAUUCAGGGUAGUACAUUUUGCUGAGUACCGGUAUCACUAUAAACUAUAUGUGAGUUUGUGCUGUGUGAGAAUGAUAAGCCUGACGAAGGCAAGAGUUAAUUCAUCUUUAAGUGAAAAUAAGGAUUGAUGAUUUAUUCAGAGGCUUGUUUUCUGUAUGGCUAUUGCAACAUAUAACAUAUUCUGAUAUAUAUCAUAACACGGAUGCUUUUAGUUAUUUUACAAACUAUAUGUGGAGUUUGGUUUGUCAUGCAUUGGUGUAUAGGGCCUUUAAAUGUUUUGUUUCCUAUGGACACAUAGUUCAGCCAUAACUAUGGUAAAGUUUCUGGCCUAGCCAUUGUUGAAGACCACAGACUGUGUCAUUUCUAAGGUUGGGUAUUGAUUCACAAUACAUUCUGAUUGCUACUUGAAUCAUGUCCAUAGCACAUAAUUGUCCCAAAAACUACCAAAGGUUAGAAUCAAAUGCUUCGUAGUUAUGUUAGCUUAUUUAUUGAUGAGAUAUUUCUUGUUUUAAAUUAAUAUAAAUUCUAAAAAGUAUUUAUACUGUGGGCCUAUGUAGGAAAAUGUAUCUGGUAUUAAAACCAUUUUACAAUACUCUUUGGUGUGAAUGGUGCUGGGGGUUAUACAGUAUAUCCACAAUCUUAUAUAAAUGUCAGUCAAAAAUAAUUUCUCAGGGUUUCUUCAAAUUGAUUAUGUUAUCUGCUUAAGUUUAUAAUUUUAUAGUUUUCUUGAAUUUAAUUAUAUUUUUGUAUAACCUUUAUAUUUGUGUUGUAACAAUAUUUUGAGGAAGAAAUGAAUGUAUGUUUUGUGCCUUAUAUCAGUGCUUCUAAACCAGGAACCACUGUCAGAAGUUGAGUUCAUGUACUGUCAGAUAAGAGUCUUUUUUUAAGUUUGUCUAUUGAAUGUAUCUAUUUUAUUUUCAAGAAGAGGCUAUAUAUUGUAAUAUUUUAUAGUUAAUGGCUGGGAGAUGAAAUUGUGUGCUGCAUACUAAACAUGGAUUUAAUAAAAACUAAAAACUAAA